GUUGCUUGUGUCACACAGGGUGUUCAGUUAUUUAUCGGAAGGAAAAAGCUCUCUUUGCCAAGCUGUCACAGUGUCUGGAACGAAAUACUGCAGGGAUUGCCUGUAUAAACGUGUAGAUGUACAUGUAACUAUUGGAAUACUAUGGCCAACUGUUGCAUGUAGCACGCAGGGUGUUAAGUAAAUUUGCCAGAAACCUAUCCAUGCCAAGCUGUCACACAGUGUCCUGAGCAGGCUACUACAGGCGUCAUUGCGUAUACUUGUAACUAUUCAUUGCAUGUACCAUGGAUACUUACCAGUUUCAAACGGCAUUUGUACGCGGUCAUCGGCGCACUCCAAGUGAUGUACAGUUUAAGGAGCUAAUGAGGAAGGAUGCCCAGGUGGCCAUGAAUAAGGAGUUACUGAAGCUGUCUCAGACAGCCCAAGGUGCUUCACAGGAGAAAGUCAGGCAGGAUUUUGAAAACUUUGAGAAGCUCUUCUCUCGUUUCCUUUUGGAAACUGGGCCAUCAGUCGAAUGGGAGAAGAUUAAACUGCUACCAGAUGAGGCAAUACGUUCCUAUGGGGAGAUUAAGCAGAAGGACCUGAGAGAUGUCAAGUCUCUCCUUGAUAAGCUUGUGGUCAUCAAGCUUAAUGGAGGCCUGGGAACUAGCAUGGGAUGUACCGGACCGAAAAGUGCCAUUUGUGUCCGCAAUGACCUCACCUUCUUGGAUCUGACAGUACAACAAAUAGAGCACUUAAACAAGACAUAUGACACAGACGUACCUUUGGUGCUGAUGAACUCCUUUAACACAGAUGAGGACACACAGAAUAUUCUGAGGCGGUAUAGCCAGAUCAAAGUCAAGAUUUUCACAUUUUUACAGAGCAGAUUUCCCAGAAUAAACAGAGAAUCUUUACUUCCUAUUGCCAAAAACUUUGGUCCAGAUUCUGAUGAUGGCUGGUAUCCACCAGGUCACGGUGAUGUCUAUCACAGUUUUUACAACUCUGGUCUUCUGGAUGAGUUUGUCAAACAAGGCAAGCAGUACGUUUUUGUGUCCAACAUCGACAACCUGGGAGCUACAGUUGACCUCAAUAUAUUGCACUUCUUGUUAGACCCCACAGAAGGCACAGCACCAGAAUUCCUGAUGGAGGUCACAGAUAAGACGAGAGCCGAUAUCAAGGGAGGUACGCUGGUGGAAUAUGAUGGCAAGCUGAGGCUUCUGGAAAUGGCACAGGUGCCAAAGGAACAUAUAGAUGAAUUUAAGAGUGUGAAUAAGUUCAAGAUUUUUAAUACCAACAAUUUAUGGAUCAAUUUAGAAGCAAUAAAAAGGGUUGUUGAAGAAAGCACGUUACAUAUGGAGAUUAUAGUAAACCCAAAGACGUUGGAGAAUGGGACAAAUGUCAUCCAGCUUGAGACGGCUGUGGGAGCAGCCAUUAAGAGUUUUGAGGGUGCUGUGGGUAUUAACGUGCCCAGACGGAGGUUCCUCCCUGUCAAGACGACCUCUGACCUUCUGGUUGUCAUGAGCAACCUGUACGGGUUGAAGACAGGAGCACUGGAGAUGAGCCCCAAACGGUCCUUUCCUUCUGUCCCACUCACAAAACUGGGGACACAUUUCACAAAGGUGAAAGAUUUUCUGCGUCGUUUUGCUAGCAUUCCUGAUAUGUUAGAGCUAGACCAUCUCACUGUGUCUGGAGAUGUCACAUUUGGGAAGGAUGUCUCACUUAAGGGCACUGUGAUAAUCAUCGCCAAUCAUGGAGAUCGAAUUGACAUCCCAUCCGGAGCUCUUCUGGAAAACAAGAUAGUGUCUGGCAAUUUACGCAUUAUGGAUCACUGAUUUAUUCAACUUGUUCUUUCUCGCCCAACACUGACCUCCCCCCCCC
Messenger RNA from Liolophura sinensis, 1854 nucleotides. RefSeq names its product UTP--glucose-1-phosphate uridylyltransferase-like. Lineage: Eukaryota; Metazoa; Mollusca; Polyplacophora; Chitonida; Chitonidae. The transcript has 14 exons. Gene Ontology annotation, molecular function: UTP:glucose-1-phosphate uridylyltransferase activity. Gene Ontology annotation, biological process: UDP-alpha-D-glucose metabolic process. The record is from RefSeq and is a predicted model, not a curated record. The coding region runs from base 282 to 1808 and encodes 508 amino acids.